AUGGGCUCUUCGAGGCUAGACCGGCUUGUUACGCUUCUUGAAUCUGGGAGUACAAAUUUGAUUCGAAACACAGCAGCGCAGCAGCUCGCAGAUGUGCAAAAGCAGCAUCCAGAUGAAUUGUUUAAUUUGCUGGGGCGCAUCUUGCCUUAUCUUCGAUCUAAAUCCUGGGAUACCAGGACAGCUUCCGCCAAAGCUAUCGGAUUGAUUGUCUCUAACGCAGAAAUUUAUGAUCCAAAUGAAGAUGAUGGCCUCCAAAUCAAGUCUGCUGCAGAUGAGGACGACGUGGAGAUCAAGUCCGAGAUCAAAUCAGAAGAGCAGAUCUUGGAUGAUGGGUCCCUCAAGCUUGAUACCCUAGACAUCGCCUCCAUAUUGAAAUAUGGCAAGCGGCUCCUUGGCAGCGCUGGAAAGGAGUAUGAAUACUCACUUGCUUCUAUGGAACCAACGGCACGCCUGCAGCACCAGAAGAAGACCUUGACGUCACGAAUUGGUCUGAAGGGCGAAUAUCUUGAAGAAGAUUUGCUCGAGGAUGUCGAGACAGCCCCCAAAGUGGUGACACCUGCCCCCAAGGAUGAACCAAAGAUUGCUCCAAUUUCUCGCCAGAACAGUUUAAUUGAAGCGCCUUCUCGGCGCCCCUCUUCACCUAACGAAAGCGCGUUCAAGGAGGAUGGAGGACUGAGCAAACGACAGCUUAACCAACUCAAGCGAAAGAAUAAGCAAAACGCCAAGAUGGGAGCUAACAAGGUUCGUGUGGUGGAUUUGUCUUCUCGUCGACAGUCGGAGGCUGUCACGACUCCUUUGCCCAUGACACCCCAUCCUGUCAAAGCAGAGAACGGAGAUGACCAGAAUGGCGAGACGAAAACUGAUUAUUUUUCUUUCGAACGCAACGAAGAAGACGACGACUCCAAGCUUGUCACUGAAUUCAAAGGAGUUGUCGCCCCAGAGCGAUCUCACAUUCAACCAGAGAUCGCGGAACAGGGCGGAGGAUGGCCUCUAGAACACAUGUGUGAAUUCCUGACCAUUGACAUUUUUGACUCCAACUGGGAAGUUCGACAUGGAGCCGCGAUGGCCUUGCGUGAAGUUAUCCGAGUUCAGGGCAUGGCAGCCGGCCGACAGGACGGCAAGAGUCGUUCUGAAAAUGAUAUCCUAAACCGCCAAUGGUUAGACGAUCUUUCCUGUAGACUGCUCUCCGUCUUGAUGCUUGACCGAUUCGGUGACUACAUCUCGGACAAUGUGGUUGCUCCUAUCCGUGAAACUGUGGGUCAGACUCUCGGUGCUCUCCUUUCACACCUUCACCCCAAAUCAGUCAGAUUAGUCUAUCGAUGCCUAUACCGGAUCAUUAUGCAGACCGACCUCGGGCUAGAUCGCCCCGUGUGGGAGGUGUGCCAUGGUGGCAUGAUUGGCCUGCGGUAUCUUGUCGCCGUCCGAAAGGACUUGCUUGUCAAAGACUCGAAUAUGAUGGAUGGCGUGUUGGAAGCUGUGAUGAAAGGCCUGGCUGACUUCGAUGAUGACGUUCGGGCCGUCAGUGCCGCGACGCUUGUCCCCAUCGCAGAGGAGUUUGUCACAUCACGGACUGGUGCUCUAGGUCCUCUGAUGAACAUCGUCUGGGACUGUCUAUCCAACCUCCAAGACGAUCUCAGCGCCAGUACAGGUUCAGUGAUGGACUUAUUGGCCAAGCUAUGCACGUUCUCCCAAGUCUUGGAUGCGAUGAAGGCAAACGCCGCCGGCGACGCAGAAGCAUCAUUUGGCAGACUGGUUCCUCGUCUCUACCCAUUCCUGCGACAUACCAUCACCAGUGUUCGCUCAGCUGUGCUUCGGGCUCUGAUGACGUUCCUCAAAUUGGAGGGCGAAGGAACCACGGACUGGGUGGAUGGCAAGGCUUUACGGUUGAUUUUCCAAAAUCUUCUCGUGGAGCGCAACGAGGGGGUCUUGAAAGUUUCUGGCCAGGUUUGGUCGGAGCUUCUCAAAGUAGCUGAACUGCGCGGUUCUUUCAAAUCCGCAGACGAGUUGCUUGAAUCCAUUCAACCGCUUGUCACUCUGACACUGGGCGCUUUCGGCGUCCCCCGAUACCCCAUUCCGAUGAACGCAUCCCUCUUUAUUAAGCCCUCCGGCCUACCAUUCUCCAUUGCCGCCCCAGCUUCCACGCCCGCCAAAUCCUCCCCACCUGCUCCCGGCGGCCCCGAGACAAAGCCAGGACGCCGGCGCAAGUCCGAGAAGAAGGAGAAAGAAACACCACCGCCUUCAGCUCACAAUGUGGAUGGACACAUGCUGUCCGGUGACAUUGAUCUCGUUGGUGCCGACACCAUGCUACGAUCCAAGAUCCAUGCCGCCAAGGCGUUGGGCGAGCUUAUCUCAUUCUGGGACAAGAACGAGCUACCAAGUCUCUGGCCCGCAAUCUUAGAAGGUCUCGAUGUCUCGGCUUCAACCACCCAACUUGCUUCGGCCAUGGUUAUGGAAGAGUACGCUCGCCAAUCUGGACCAGAGAGCAAAUACCGUUCGGAGCUGUGUGAGCGCCUGCGACCAAUUCUCGAGAGCGAGCGCCCGCCAUGGUAUUCCGAUAUCGCGUGCUACCUGCAUGUGGCGCGGUCUCAAUGCCAUUCGUUGUUGAAUACUUUCCGCGACCACGCUCAUGUUGCACCCUCUCGGCUGCCGACUUUGGCAGUCGUCGUUCAGGGUGACCCAGAGGCUGGACCUAAUGCAUUUUCUUUGGCGGAUGCCGAGAAGAUUGUUGGCCCUGACUUUGAUCGUCUGAAGAAGAACCUGACACCCGCUCAACGAAUCACUGCCACCCAAGUUCUCACAGAUACCCGGACCACAACAUUAUCUGCCGUUGAUGAAGCUCGAUUGAUGAGGGAGCAGCGCGACAUGCGUGUCUUGGCUGCUACAGCUGGUGCCCUGGUCGCACUGCGGGAUAUUCCCAAGAAGCCUGGUCACAUAAUCAAGGGUAUGAUGGAUAGCGUGAAGAAGGAGGAGAAUCUUGAACUCCAGCAGCGUUCCGCAACAGCAGUCGCAGGGUUGAUUGAACACUACACAGCGGCGACGAAGCGCGGCCCAGUGGACAAGAUAAUUGGCAACUUGGUCAAAUACUGCUGUGUCGACACCUCUGAGACACCCGAGUUCCCACACAACGCUCAUCUAGAAAAGUCUAUCUUGUCGCUACGCAAAGAGGAAGAUCGACGCGAUCACCCCGAUGCAGCCAAGUUCGAAAGAGAAGCGAAGGAGGCAAGGAUCAUGCGUCGUGGUGCCAAGGAUGCGCUGGAGCAAUUGGCAGUCAUGUUUGGCCCCGAGCUUCUGGAAAAGGUCCCAAAUCUUGCGAAAUUGGUUGAACGACCGCUGCGGGAUGCUCUGGCGAACGAUGAACUUCCCGAGGAUAUCACAAACCCCGAGAACGAGCUCGGCCAAGAAAUUGUGGACGGCUUGUCUACACUGCGGGCUCUGCUGCCCAAGUUUGACCAAGGUCUCUACCCAUGGGUUCUCGACCUCAUGCCGAUUAUCGCCAAGGGCCUACAGUGUCGACUUUCCGUUAUUCGCUACGCAGCGGCCAAAUGUUUUGCUACUAUCUGCAGUGUUAUCACAGUGAAGGGUAUGACAAUGCUCGUUGAGAAAGUAUUGCCAAUCAUCAACAAUGGACUGGAUGUUCACCACCGCCAAGGUGCGAUUGAAUGCAUCUACCAUUUGAUCCACGUUAUGGAAGAUGGCAUCCUCCCGUACGUUAUCUUCUUGGUUGUUCCUGUUCUGGGGCGAAUGAGCGAUUCCGACAACGAUGUGCGUCUUCUCGCAACAACCUCAUUCGCGACCCUCGUCAAGCUGGUACCACUCGAGGCUGGAAUCCCCGACCCCCCUGGCUUCUCAGAAGAGUUGCUGAAGGGCCGAGACAGGGAGAGGAAAUUCAUGUCCCAGAUGCUGGACCCAAAGAAGGUCGAGGAAUUCUCAAUCCCCGUCGCCAUCAAGGCGGAGCUUCGUCCCUACCAACAAGAUGGUGUCAAUUGGCUUGCUUUCCUUAAUCGUUACAACCUUCAUGGUAUUCUUUGUGAUGACAUGGGUCUCGGAAAGACCUUGCAGACCAUUUGCAUCGUGGCAAGUGACCACCACAUGCGAGCGGAGGAGUUCGCCAAGAGUCAUUCUACCGACUCACGAAAGCUUCCGUCGUUGAUCGUUUGCCCGCCAUCCCUCUCUGGUCAUUGGCAACAGGAAGUCAAGCAGUAUGCUCCAUUCCUCAGCUGUAUUGCCUAUGUCGGGCCUCCGUCAGAACGAUCGAGGCUCCAGCCUAUGCUGGCUACCACUGAUGUCAUUGUCACUUCUUAUGAUGUUUGCCGCAACGACAACGACGUUCUCAGCUCUAUCAACUGGAACUACUGUGUGCUUGAUGAGGGUCACCUUAUCAAGAACCCUAAAGCUAAGAUCACUUCUUCAGUGAAGAAGCUGAUGAGCAACCACCGUCUCAUCCUGUCUGGCACACCGAUUCAAAACAACGUUCUUGAGCUAUGGUCACUCUUUGAUUUCCUUAUGCCAGGCUUCCUUGGCACAGAGAAGGUCUUCCUGGACCGGUUCGCCAAGCCUAUUGCAGCCAGCCGAUUCAGCAAAUCGUCUUCCAAGGAGCAAGAAGCGGGUGCUUUGGCUAUCGAAGCACUGCACAAACAGGUUUUGCCAUUCUUACUCCGUCGUUUGAAGGAGGAAGUGCUGAACGAUCUGCCACCUAAGAUUAUUCAGAACUACUACUGCGACCCAAGUGAGUUGCAGAAGAAGCUGUUCGAAGAUUUCUCCAAGAAGGAGCAGAAAGAACUGGCCAACAAGGUGGGCAGUGCCGACCGCGGUGACAAAGAGCACAUUUUCCAGGCGCUUCAAUACAUGCGGCGUCUGUGUAAUUCUCCCGCACUGGUCGUCAAGGAAGGUCACAAACAGUACAACGAGGUCCAAACUUUCUUGAACUCGAAGCGAUCUAACAUCAGGGACCUGUCCCACGCACCCAAGUUGAAUGCCCUUAAAGACUUGCUGGUGGAUUGCGGCAUUGGCCUUGAUCACACAGCAGAGGGCGAACUAGACACCGGCGCAAGCUAUGUCAGUCCCCACCGCGCGCUCGUGUUCUGUCAGAUGAAGGAGAUGCUGGACAUUGUCCAGAACGAUGUCCUCAAGAAAUUACUCCCAUCCGUCCAGUACCUCCGGCUAGACGGUGGCGUGGAAGCAACAAAACGCCAGGACAUUGUCAACCGCUUCAACACCGAUCCUAGCUACGACGUCUUGCUCCUUACCACUAGUGUCGGCGGACUAGGUCUCAACCUCACGGGAGCCGACACUGUCAUAUUCGUGGAACAUGACUGGAAUCCCCAGAAGGAUAUCCAGGCCAUGGACCGAGCCCAUCGUAUCGGCCAAAAGAAGGUCGUUAAUGUCUACCGCCUGAUCACGCGAGGUACCCUAGAAGAGAAGAUUUUGAACUUGCAACGGUUCAAGAUCGACGUCGCCUCGACGGUGGUCAAUCAGCAAAACGCCGGCCUCGGAACAAUGGACACAGACCAACUGCUCGAUCUCUUCAAUCUCGGCGAAACAGCCGACACAGCGGAGCGACCGGGCGACGCAGCCGGCAACGAAGUCGACAUGGUCGACAUCGACGGCGAGGUCAAAGAAAAGGGCAAGAAGGGCUGGCUGGACGACCUUGGCGAACUCUGGGACGACCGCCAAUACCAGGAAGAAUACAACCUGGACUCGUUCCUGGAAACCAUGAAGAACUGA
This is a messenger RNA of Penicillium soppii, 5724 nucleotides long. RefSeq names its product DNA-binding ATPase. NCBI's taxonomy places the organism in Eukaryota, Fungi, Ascomycota, Eurotiomycetes, Eurotiales, Aspergillaceae. Bases 1 to 5724 code for a protein of 1907 amino acids. Gene Ontology annotation, molecular function: ATP binding; DNA binding; ATP-dependent chromatin remodeler activity. The record is from RefSeq and is a predicted model, not a curated record. The transcript has 3 exons.